Molecule: messenger RNA, 2328 nt
Organism: Aspergillus oryzae RIB40
Lineage: Eukaryota; Fungi; Ascomycota; Eurotiomycetes; Eurotiales; Aspergillaceae
Product: putative C6 transcription factor
Exons: 5
Coding region: 1-2328 (775 amino acids)
Biological process (GO): regulation of DNA-templated transcription; DNA-templated transcription
Cellular component (GO): nucleus
Molecular function (GO): zinc ion binding; DNA binding; DNA-binding transcription factor activity, RNA polymerase II-specific
Source: RefSeq, a predicted model, not a curated record
AUGACGGAUUCCACUCCAAGAGACACUCGCACCUCUUCAUUGUCAUCCACCGAGAAAAAGAGAACGAGAGUCCAGCUGUCUUGUACAGCCUGCAGAAGCCGGAAACUUAAAUGCUGUCGCACAUAUCCGUGCACGAACUGCAAGAAGAGAGGUGAAGCCCUCUCCUGCACCUUUGUCGGUCGGGGUCCUCGUGGGAGGACUUCGCAUGGCCGGACGAGUCCAACUCUUGUCCAGGACCGUUUGCAGCAUCUCGAGAAUCUGAUUCUAUCCUUGACUCAGAAAAAGAGUCUGGCAGUAAACCAUGAUAUUCAUAGGCCAGAGGAACAUGAUGGGCCAGCUACGAACCGGACAACUGACGACCGAGUAACUCCAAGGCCGCCUGCUACCAGCACAGGCUUCGAGCCUAAGGAGUCCCCGCUGGACCCGUCUAGUAAGCUGGUAAUGGAAAACACUGGAACGAGUUACAUUGACGGUGCUCAUUGGACUGCUAUACUCGAGGAAGUCAGUGAAUUCCAAUGUCUCCAUGUUAUUUGUCUUGUGCUAAUGAGUCACUCGCAGAUUAACGGCGUUCGGGAACACUUGCAAGAAAGCAAUGAUAUUUCAGAUGACGAAGCACUCGACGACGGUCACCUCAGCACCCCCUCGCCAACUCUUCUCUUAGGAUUGAACAAAACGGUGAGCAAAGAAGACUUAUUAGCCGACAUUCCGCCGCGGCCGGUGACAGAUCGACUCAUAGCACAAUUCAUCAAUAGCAAAGAACCCGUGUUAAUGACUGCAAACAUUUACUCAUCUAUUUCGCAGUAUAAUCUGUUCUGGUCAAUACCACAGGCUGCAUCUCUCUCGUGGCUAGCAUUUUUGUAUGCUAUCCUCACCCUGUCAAUUGCCAUUCAACAACGUCUAAGGGAGCCCUUACCGGUCUACUUAGAGGACUCCCGGGACAUUAUUAGUACCUUCAGGAAGCGAGCCGCACAGUGCCUUGUCCAGUCAAAUUACACACAGCCUGGAAAGUAUAAGGUCGAGGCGCUUUUCUAUUAUACCUUAGGAGAGUUUUAUCGAAGCAAUGAUGCCCAGGUCAGCGUAUCCUUCCUCCUUGGGAUCACUAUUAGGUUAGCGAUGCGGACGGGGUAUCACCGUGACCCGCGGCAUUUUCCCAGCAUCUCCGCUUAUGAAGGCGAAAUGAGGAGACGUGUGUGGGCGACUAUGCGUCAACUAGACAGCUUGAUCUCGUUUCAAGUCGGUCUGCCACGGACGAUACAGGACUGGCAAGAUGAUGUCGAGCUGCCGCGCAAUAUAUGCGAUGAAGACUUCAACGAAGGUACUACGCAUCUGCCACCAUCGCGACCGGAGUCUGAGCUCACCACUGCGUCCUAUAUUCGAGCGAAAUCGAGAAUCAUGGCCGUGUUUGGCAAAAUCUCUGAUCUUGCGUAUUCGCGGGAACCCGUGACCUACGACGAAGUUCUUGAAAUUGACCGUCGGUUGGAGGAAGUCUAUGGCCUUGUUCCUUUUAACUUUCGAAUACGGCCAGUGGAUCAAUCAUUCGCAGACCCAUCGGACCUGAUUCUCCGGCGAUACACUUUGGAGCUAUUGUAUCAAAAAGCUCGCUGUGUCCUCCACCGACGUUACUUGGGUGAAGUCCAUAGUAAUCUCCGGUAUGCAUAUUCGAGAUGGGUUUGCAUGAGUGCAUCCAAGGAGAUACUCCGUCAUCAAGCAGACUUGCAUCAUGAAACUCAGCCCGGAGGAAUCCUGUAUCGAGACAGGCAGUUCCCAAAUUCACUCCAGAAUGCUGACUACCUGCUUGCUGCGAUGAUCAUCUGUCUAGAGUUGUCCUAUGAUCCUCCGGGGGAGCCGACCAUCAACAGCGAUGUAACGGUCGUUAUCAAAGGCCGCGAAGACCUUCUAACUAGCUUAGAAACGUCCCAUCAAAUUUUUGAGCAAAGUCGCCGACGAUCGAUGGAUGCACAAAAAGCAUAUGCUGCGUUGACAACUAUGCUUCGAAGGGUUAAGAAAGCGGGUUUGAGCACAGCAGAGCCGAUUAAACGACUGCCAGCUGGCAACCCAGAUGGCCAACCGGUUAAUACGCACACCACUCCGCCUCCCUCGUAUGAAAAUUUGAGCGUGGCAAACGCACCAUACUCCGUUGCUACCUCGAGCGAAAUACCUGGGCUGGAUGUGGUAGAACCUCCUUUUAUAUCGUUGGACGUGAUCGAAGGGAUGCUUGAUGCUCCUUCGAAUAUCGACUGGGGUCCCGCACAGCCGUCAAGGAACAACAGCCUCUGGUUUCCUGACCCUGCGUUUAGUGGCAUCGGAGAUAGCAAUUCGCAGAAGUGA